CCCUUUGUGGUGGGUUCUGUCAAAUAUAAGCUUCAGCACGCUCACAGUUCCCUGUACAGAACAGCUACAAGCCAGAACAUAACUGAGGAUGGCCAUGUUCAAGAUUGCCGGUCUUCUCUUCGUUUGUGCUCUGACUUCGGCGUUCAACAUCGAGGCUUUGCAGAAUGUUCCCGCCGCCCCACAAGCAACUGGGGACGUCUGCCAGGACUGCACACAAAUAUUUGAACUCCUUGCCGACAUGGUUUCCAAUGCAGACCUCCAGAAAAAAAUGAUGGAUGGCCUUGAUCAUCUGUGCAAGCUCCUGCCCGGACCGGUGACUAAAGCGUGCCAAGAAGAAGUGGAGAAGAUGCUCCCCUUGGCCCUCAGCUUCAUUGCUGGCAUCGUAAAACCAGCGGAGGUCUGCAGAAUCAUCGGACUAUGUGGCUCCCCAGACAAGCAGGAGAUGCUGCUCAGCUAUAUUGUCAGAGAGGCCCUACAGGUUUCUGGGAGAAGUGAAAAUGUCGCUGAAAUGCAGCCCACAACACAGUGCUCCUUCUGUGUUCUUGUGAUCAAGACUUUGGAGGACCUGCUCCCUAAGGAAAGGACUGAGGACGCCUUGAUCUCGCUGCUGGAGGAGAUUUGUCACAUCUUGCCCGCCUCCUACCGAGAUCAGUGCCAGACCGUGAUCGGCAAAUUCAGCAAGCCGGUGCUGGAUGCAAUCCUGAGCUACGCCACCCCAGAGGCCGUCUGCACUCUGAUGGGCCUGUGCAACGGGAAAGGGGCUCCUCACGUAGACCCCUGCACUUCAGCCACCUACAGGUGCAGAGACAUGAACACCGCCCUCAAAUGUGGAACUCUGUUUUACUGUCAGAAGUUUGCCUGGAAGCCUCUCAACGCACUUUAAGGUGUUAGGUCGGGCCUAAAAAUGAGGAAAGCUCUUUGUCCCCAUGGCCGACCCCGAUGUUUCAACAUCUAUCUGCAAAUAGUGCUUACACUGCUCGACACCUGCGGCAUUUGCUCUGAUAUCUUACUGCAUUUUUUGGACUUAUAUACAGUCUGCAUGGAGUGAAUAGAACCUGGACUUCGCCUGAUAAAAUAUCAUUACAAAAGGAUUGUUUGAACUUUGAAAGGAAUGUGGAUCAGAUAUGAAAGCUCCGCAAUUUGGUUCAGAAAGUUGAAUUAUAUGUAUGAAAGAAAAGAAUAAUUCCCAAAUAUUCUGUAUAUUUGAUGAGAAGUUUUUUUACUCCUUUGUACUAAGCUAAAUAGUCACAACGCUUUAUCCACCGUUAGUCAGAUAAUUCUGGCUGACUAGUUGAAUAAAUAUUACUAUUCUUCGCUUCUGCCAAUAAAAAUAAAAUACACAUUUCUA
Gasterosteus aculeatus aculeatus (three-spined stickleback) is the source of this 1348-nucleotide messenger RNA. RefSeq names its product surfactant protein Ba (gene sftpba). Gene Ontology annotation, cellular component: lysosome. Gene Ontology annotation, biological process: sphingolipid metabolic process. The record is from RefSeq and is a predicted model, not a curated record. Lineage: Eukaryota; Metazoa; Chordata; Actinopteri; Perciformes; Gasterosteidae.